AUGCACUACGGACUUGUUAAUGCACGGUAAGUUGUGGGCGUUUUAUAAGGUGAAGUAUACCUCAUAUUAAAUUUGGUUUGGACUUUAUUCUGGAAUAUUUUUAAAGUUAAAACUUAAAAUCUAAGUUGUUAUUGACUAAGGCCGCGCGAAAAUUUCGAAGUAGUUUUAAAAAUAGAUUAAACAAGGAAGUGUCAUAAAGUAUUCCGCGGCUUAUAGAACAAGACUUACCUAAAUAAGAGCAUAAAAAGUUAGCAAGAUAGUCAUUUUCAAAAACUGCUAAACGAUCUCGUCUAGCAAGCUACGUAUUAGUGGUCUAAAAAUUUACAUAGAAGAUUCACUUUGGCCUUUGUUUUUUGCCUUUUACAAAAUCAAUAGAUUGAGUACAAUGCAAUAAGGCUAAUAGGUUAAGAGUUUAGUCUAACGUGCAGAAAGCUAUAUGUUUGAUUCCUCUCUGUUUCGCUGUCGUUUUGCCAUUAUGAUAAGACAUUUUGGGUGCCUAAACAAUGCCUAGAUCAAAAAAUAUCUUUAGUCGGAAUUUAUGGUUUAUGUAAUUCAUAAAAAUCAUCAAAAAUUUUUUUAAAAUAGUUAGAAAAUAUUUGUUUUAUGGCUGUAGGAUGUUUAAGCUUUAAUUUUCGAAAACGGUUUUCUUGGUAAGUUUUUGUGCUCUUUUAUCUUAUAUACAGUGGAACUCCUGUAUAACGAAUCGCUCGGGGACUGGAAAUUUGUUCGGUAUAAAGGAGUUUCGUAAUACAGGAGGUUUAAAUGCACUGGGUAGUGGUAGAUGGAGAUUCAAAAGUUGUUCGUUAAAUGGGAGUUUCGUUAUAGAGGAGUUCGUUAUCAGGAGUUCCACUGUAGUUGUCUUUGUAAAUCCCGCGGAAUAAUUGGUGCAUCUAGAGAUGCAUCUCCUUUGUAAGGUUUUCAUUGGCUAGCGGCCGCGCGCAAGUUCGAAAUAAUUUUAAAAAUAAACUUUAGUUUUAAAGUGGUUAAACUAAUCUUUGUAAACUUCAAAGACGACAAAGUUUACGACAUUGGACACAUAAUUUUAGCUUUAUGUUUGUUUUUUUGUUUCACUUGGUCUUUCGUACUCUAAACAAGACUUUAAACGUUUGAAAGCUAUUUUAGUCGAGACUAAAAUGACCUCUCAAGACGUUUUUUUUUAUAAUUUUUGACUAAUAGAACUGUAGAUGAACCUGUCAUUUUUUAAAUUGAAUUUUUUAAAAUUUUUAUUAUAUUAGGUUCUUCACAUAAUUCUGCGCCCUCUUAUUCCACAAAUUUCCUUUGAGAGGGACGCAGAAUUAAGUGAACAACCUAAUAUUAAGUGCCGACAUAAAGAACCCGUCAUUUUUUACAGGAAAUUACAGGCAAAGUAUGGCGGGUUCUUUAUGUCGGCACUUAAUACAUAUUACUCUACUUUAUUAUUCCUUCUCAUAGACUUUAUUUUUUUCAACUGAUGGCUCGUAUUUAAAAAAAAUACAAAUUUUUCAUUUUCCAGACGCCCGGCUUCAAUCCGACCGCUCGCGUACCAGCAGUCAUCCCGGCUUCGGCGGGGCCAAUUUCCUGAGUCCGCCGACUCGCCGCGCCCCUCCGCCGCCGCUCAAAGGCUCCGCCAGCUCUACAGCAAGAUCAGAGGCAUUAUCUGCAGGCAUGGAUUUUAUUUUACUUUACUUUAGAGAUACUUAAGCUUGAGUAAGUGUGAGGAAAGGGUAGCGAAGAGGUAUGGCAAGGGUAGGACAAUGCCUUGAUGUCUAAUAUCAGCCUGUUUUAGCCUAAAAUCAGCGCUUUUCGACUUAAAAAAAGAUUUUUUUUACUAAAUUUUAAUUUUUUUUGGCUUUAGAACAAAUGCGGUUUUUGGACACUUGCGAAUUUUUUAAAGGGUUUUUUAAUUUUUUAGUUAAUUUAGUUGUAUUAUGGUAAUAAAUGGUACUACAGUUUAAAUUGGUACCAUUUUAACAUAACAGUACCAUUUUGGGCUUUUAGUACCAUUUAGUACUAAAAAAAUAUAUAACAGUACCAAUUUAAAAUUUGGUACUAUUUAGUACCAAAAAAUAUUAAAAUAUUAACAAUUCAAAAUUUAGUACUAUUUAUUAUCAAAAAACAUUAAAAUAGUACCAAUUUGAACUUUAGUACUAUUUAGUGCCAAAAAAUAUUUAAAUAGUACCAAUUUGACUUUUUAUUACCAUUUAGUACCAUUCUACAACUAAAUUAACUAAAAAAUAAAGAAAAACCUUUAAAAAAUUCGCAACUGUCCAAAAACCGCAUUUGUCCUAGCGCCACUUUUUUAUGUAAAAAAAACACAAUAUAACCCACUUCCAGCACGAUCAGACCCACUACAGACCUCAUCUUCAACCAAGACCACCACCUUGUCAUUGCAUGAACAAUUCGCCAACUUUCUCCGCGAACAAUCGGCGAUAGAACAGGCUGAGAGCAUGAUUCUACCGGUCGUUAAAAUACGACGAAAGUCAUUAUUGGCCAACUUGAGUAGCGUUUUGUUUUUGGCAUCGUAUUUGGUAUUCGGAGGGUAUAUGUUUAUGUAUUUCGAGGCUGACGAGGCUAGAAGAGCGGUUCAUGAGCAUCUACAGAAGAGGUAUACCUGUAUUGAUGCUAUUUUUAUGAGGUAGGGUAAAAUACGAAUACAAGUAACAUGCAUGUUUAUAUUUAAUUUUUUUUUUUCAUUUUUAAAAAUUUUUUUUAAAUUUAAAAUUUUUGAAAAUUUUGAAAUUUUCUGAAAUUCAAAAAAAGAUAAUUUAAAAAAAUUUCAGUCGACCGUACGAUGCCUCUGUAGCCAUACGAAUUGCUCAAGAAUGUGUGGCUGAGCCAGAACUUCAAAAAAUCCACGAAUGGAAUUUGAAAAACGCACUUUUAUACGGGUUUGGUAUACUAACGACAUUAGGUAAGCAGUUUCUAAAAUUUAUGACAACCUUUUUUAUAAUAAUUUUAAAAAACGGCAGAUUACGGACGGGUCUUUGUUAUAGGCAACAUAAAAAAAGUCUUUUUCAUCAAUUAUAUUAUAAAGACUUCAUAGUCAGUAGGAUUUGUGUGGAAUAUUCUCGUUGAUUGUAGCGGCGUAAAAUUAGGAUUGGCCGUGUUGUUGAACCAUGUUUUUGGAGGUUGAAAACGAGGAGGAGUAUAUUGUGGUAGUUUAGAUGGUACAUUAUUAGGACACAACAGAACGUGAUGGCGUCGUUUGCAGAGACGACAUGUAUUUUCGCAUUUAUGUUGUCGUGUGAAAGGUUGUAGGCACGCGAAACAACGAUGAUUGUUUCGUAAAUCAGUUAUUCGUUUGGUAAUCGUUUUAAAUGUAGGACAUUCCGAAGAUGUAUGUUGAGUAAACGUGCAGAAUAUACACGGUAGUUUGCGUGGUGUACGUUGUUGAGAAAAGUUAACGAAAUUUUUUGGUAUGUAGUAGUGGUGGUGGUGUUAUAGCCGGGAGCAUUCCAGGUCUUCUAGCCUGCUCACCGAGUUCUUUUACAGAGCAAUCUUUAACAUUCAAUACCAAUUUCUUCCUUUAACCUUUAUUCACUAGUUGAGGAGACUCUCCAUCUGCCCGUCGGCAAGUGGAGCCUACAACAGUUAACCCGACUGGCGAUAACGGGGAUAUCUCUGGGUUUUAAAGCGGCUUUCGGACUCAUUAAUCAGUCUAGGAAACCUUAUAUUUAUAACCUUGAGAUUGCCUCGUUACAGUGGAACAUAUCGGUCCCGCGGUUUCGGAGAUUCUUCCACCUGUUCGAGAAUUUUGAGAAUGUAGGUGAUAAUAUGAUCCUUUUGGAAAUCGUUAUCAAGUCGUUUCCAGUCACGAAGCUUGUUUAAUAUAUAACGGGGCAUUUUGAGCUCCAAUAGAUAAAUAAAUUGAUCCGGCCCGAGAAAUUCUCCAUGUUGCUUUAGUUGUAGGACAAGUUGGUCCAUUUCAAGUACGUAAGUUUUAAUGUCUUCUGUAGAAUUAGAACGUGGAGUUAAUUGGUUGAGCUUGCGUAUUAAAUCUUGUGUUACGGCUUCAUCGUUUCCAAAACGGUCAGCGAAGGGUUCUUUUUACGGCGUCAAAGUUUUCAUGAGAAAUUUCGUAGCUGCGUACAGCAUUCAAGGCGUCUCCUUCUAAUUGUCAAAUUAAAUACGUUAGCUUUGCAAUAUUAGCAAGAUUAGAUUUUUCUACCGUUUCGUUGAAUAAUUGUAUGAAUUUCUUGUAAUGUCGGUAUUCUCCAUUUAAGCGUGGGAGUCGUAUGGUUGGUAAACGAACACGGGGUGGUGGUGGUUCAUUUGUUGCUGUCUCGUAGAUCUCCAAUAACAGAUUCACUUUCAUUAACGUUCUCAAACGUUUUGUGACUGUCCAUGAAAGUAUCGAAUGUGUUUUUCUCAGUGCUGUAGUCUGUCUUCGUCUGUGAGUUCUGAUAAUACAUUUUGCCAACUCGUUAGGUACCCUUGUAUUCUGUCCGUCGUCUUUUCUAGGGCUGUAAGACGUGGUGUGCCCUUCGCGAUAAACUCGUUGACCAUGAAUAACUUGCCGGUAAGGUCCAAAGUUUCUGGUACGGUAAACGCGCCUAAAGAUUUGGCCUUCUGAAGUUACGUCGCUAAUAAGGACAUUGACGGGGCCAAUAAUCUACGAAUGUGCCCGCUGGGGCUAGUAAUUUUCUUAGACAUUAUUUAGUAGCUCCGGAUUCCGAUUCACUGGCUGAGCCCCCAUAUGCUGAUAGUACAGGAAUAAAAAUAAUACUAUGACGUUAGUUACAGUAAUAUAAAAUAAUACAAAUUAUAGAUACAUUUUAUUGUAGAUUUUAGUAGUAUAGUACAAUUAUAAUAGUAGUAAUAUCACAAUGAAAAAAUAUAAAAUUGGGAUAUUGAAACGCCGUAAAGUACGGGUAUUUAUAGUGAUUUAGGGGGGGGGGGCGUAUGCUUUAUGAAACAAAACAAGUUUUUCCUACUCGCGAGAUUAUAAUCGUAUAGUUUUUGAACUUUUAAUCCCGCGAGAUGGAAACUUGUUUAAGCUGUACGAUUUUUUAUAUAAAAAGAUUAUAACUAUACGAUUUUUUGUGGUCAGUCACAACAGCAGGGUAAAAAGCAAAUGUGUAGAGUUGGGUGAUUUAAGUCAGGGUCAGGUAAGGAAAAGCAGGGAAGGACAGAAUAAGAUAAGGUUAGACAAAGAGAAAGAACGGUAAGAGAAAGGAUAGGAUAAGCCAAUGUUAUUAAUACGAUUAAAGAUAGGACUAGAGCUAGAGCCAGGGAGAGGGUUAAGGAUAUGGCUAGGGCUGAGGGGCUAGGGCUGAAGCUAGGGUUCGGAGCUAGGGCUUCGGGCUCUGGGCUAGGGCUCUGAACUAGGGCUCUGGGCUAGGGCUCUGGGCUAGGGCUCUGGGCUAGGGCUUUGGGCUAGGGCUCUGGGCUAGGGCUCUGGGCUAGGGCUCUGGGCUAGGGCUCUGGGCUAAGGCUCUGGGCUAAGGCUCUGGGCUAGGGCUAGAAUAUGCUUUUUCUAUUAUUUUAGGUAACAUUUUACAAUAAACUUUCAUUUUUCAGGCUACGGAAAAGUGGAGACAAAGACGCCGGAAGGCAAAGUUUUCACAGUGAUUUGGGGCAUAAUGGGCGUUCCAAUCACGGUGAUCAUUCUCUCAAACUUUGGGUUAUAUCUUCGAAGUGUUGAGUCCAAAUUCCGCCAUUGGUUGAUGCGACGAUGGCGCGACCGUUGCGACCGCGAAAAGUCGCCCACCUCAAAGUCGAUCAGGCUAGAGCCUCAGCCUUCGAAUGAUCUAGGAGUGUCGCCAGUUUCUUUGUUAAUAGUUGUCAUUGUUUACUUGGUAUUUGGAGCAAUCGUCAUGCCUUUGUUGAAUGGGCGGUUCGAGUUUGUUAAUGGAUUAUAUUACUCAUACAUCUGCUUUACGGCUAUCGAGUUUGGUGCACUGGUACCGGAAAAGUGAGUUUUAUGAUUGUAGUACGGCAUAUACGGUAGGGAAAGAAAGGAUACGGCAGGACAGGAUAGGGCAAGACUAUGUACUGUAGGGCCGGGCUGGAUACUGUAGGGUUGGGUGGGGUGUGUUAAAGUUGAGUAAGAUAGAGUAGGGCUGGGUAGGGUAGGGUAAGGUAGAGUAAAGUAGGGUAAUAUAGGGUAUGGUAGGGUAUGGUAGGGUAGGGUAGGGUAAAGUACGGUACGGUAAGGUAAACUAUUUUUUCAAAAAUUUCAUAAAAAUUCAUUUUCAGCACCGCCUUCAUACCAAUUGUAAUAGGCUACAUGGUGGUAGGGUUGGCCAUUUCAACCGUCGCUGUCGGUAAGUUAAUGCCAUUUUUAGUUUGAAAAAUAUUGUUAUCAUAUCAAAAAAACUUUACAUUUUCAUUUUUUAAUCAAAUUUUAUAAAAUUUUUAUUGAUAUAAGGUAUAAAAUGGCACUUUUAGUUGAAAAAUGUGUUAUAAAGGGAUAAAAGAAAGUCUUUCCGUUUUUUAACAGGGUACGUAAUUCAAAUUGACGACAAUACUUUUUUAUAGCCUGAUACAACAAGAUUUAUAGAAAAUAUUGAAGAGGUAUGCUAUAAAGUGGCAUUAUCAACAAAAAUUAAAAAAUUAAAAUUUUAAAAAUUUCAAAAAAAUUUUUUAAAUUUUAAAGAUUUUAAUUUUUAGAGCUAGGAGCAGUGUACGUGAAGAAAUUAUACUACGUCGGACGAAAAGCAGGAAAUUUCAGUAAUGUUAGGAUUUGGUUUGGCUCUAAACAGCUGCACGUGACCGAGCUACUGAGUGCUUUAAGUCAGACCAUCGGAAUCGACCCGGACACUUUCGCCGAACUGGACUUGGACAAAUUAGUUCAAGUAAGCUCGUUUUAUAGAAGUUUUACUUUGAUUACUUUGGUCAAAAAACUUGGGUCGUAUUGUUAACAUAGACAAACAAGUACCAUUAGGUACAUCGUAGAGGUAUUAGGUUGUUCAACUAAUUCUAUGCCCCUUUUUAAACCAAAUUUUUGGAGUAUUAAUAUUUAAAAACUCCAUUUCAGGACGCGAUCCUAGUGAAAGAAGGCAAACUGGACCGCAUUCCUCAAGCCUACAUCUUUUUGGAAGGAAUAUGGCCUCCGGCAUUAGUGCCAUUGUUUCUUCGAGAUGGUGGAUUCCCCGAAUAUGUAGAUGCUGAUGUGUCAACGGAUGAGAAAAUGAAGAAACUUCAUCGUACUAUUUCGAUGAACUCGUACUCGGUACGACGUCAAAUGGCGUAUCGAGAUUUGCCACAGAACGAGCCGGAUGAUGAUAGUAAUAACAAUAUCGUGCUUGAGUAUUAG
Molecule: messenger RNA, 7237 nt
Organism: Bursaphelenchus okinawaensis
Lineage: Eukaryota; Metazoa; Nematoda; Chromadorea; Rhabditida; Aphelenchoididae
Source: the annotation of a GenBank genome assembly